CCAAUUAUCUGCGCACUCCCUCCCUCCUCUUCCAAAUGACGCUUUUCCAACCUCUUCCGCCGAGUGCGGCUCCGUGUCAGCUGUGGGCAAGCCCGGCGGACAGCGCUUCCGGUGAGGGCAGGAGAGCGACUUCCGGUGAGGGUUUUUUCCAGCAGUAGAGAUGGCGGAGACGCUGCUGGAGGCUGUGGAGAAGCUGCAGUCCAGACUGUCUGAAAAUCAGGAACCGAAAAGGCUGCUGAAGACCCUGAAGAGACUCAAUGAGCUGCCCAUCACAGUGGAUAUCCUGGUGGACUCUGGCGUGGGGAAGGCGGUGAACGCACUGCGGAAGCACCAGCAGGUCGGGGAGCACGCCAGGAGCCUGGUGGCAAAGUGGAAGAAACUGGUCCCUCAGGAAGCAGAGAAAACCAGCCCUGCCCCCCGUCGCUCCCAGAGCAAAGUGGGGGGGGCCAACAAGAAGCGUGCUCGAGACCCCUCCCCUGAGGAAGAGCCAGGCUACCCCUCUCCUCCCCAGCACCCCUACAGCGCCCCCUACGCCCAGCGAGGGGGAUACCAGUCAGAGGGGUACGAGAGCCCAGCCGUGGAGGAAGAGGAGGAGGAGGAGAGAGAGGCAGACAGCCCCCAGCACUGCUCCAGCAGCCCCCCCUACAGGCAGGGGUACGAGGAGGAGGAGGAGGAGUACAGGCACUCUCCAGAUCCGCCUAAACCUGCGCACAAGGACCCCCACAGGAAGAGGGAGAAAGCAAAGGCACACCACAAGAGCAGAGACAGGGAGCGGGAGAGACACAGCGACGGCAGAGGGGCGGCUGAGAGGCAGAAGGGGAGUUCUGGCAGACAGGGGGAGGAGGCAGGGGGCAGGGGACACAGCCUGGACUCAAAGAAGCGAGGCAGGGAAGCAGGGAUCCCCCCAGCCCUGUCGGAGCCCCGCAAGCAGCACCGACACAGAGACACGGAGUCCGACAGGACCAGCACAUCCGGAGCAGCCCGGCCCAAAUCCACAGGGGAGCGGGAGAGAGAGAGGAAGAAGAGCAGCACGGGUAAAUCUCGAGGGGUGCCAGAGGAGGAGGAGGAGGAGGAGGGGCUAGGGGUGGAGAAGGAGAAGGAGAGGGAGGCGGAGGGGGACCAGACCGCCAUGUCCUUUGAGUCAUACCUCAGCUACGACGUCCCGCAGGUGAAGAGGAAGAAGAAGAACCCCAGCCGCCCCCCCCCGGGCCCCCACAACCCCCCCAAUACAAACAAGACGCAGCCAACCAAGAGAGCCAGCCAGGACCCGCCCAAGAACCAGCGAGAGAAGAGCAGAAAGAUUCAGAUCAGUGACAUCAUCCCAGUGCUGCCGGAUAUUCCCCUGCCAGCCAUCCAGCCCAACUACCGGCCCCUCCCCUCGCUGGACCCCACGCCCCUGUCACCCCAGAGACGCAAAGUGCCUCUUGCGUCUCCGGAGGAGGAUGACCAGGGCUUCACGGGCCGGCGCUUGAAUUCCAAGAUGGCGGUGUACUCGGGAUCCAAGACCUCCUACCUGCCCAAGAUGAUGAGCCUGUAUGAGCAGUGCAUCCGCGUGCUGCAGAACAACAUCGACUCGAUCGACGAGGUCGGGGGGGUUCCCUACGAGAUCCUGGAGCCGGUUCUGGAGAGAUGCACCCCGGAACAGCUGUACAGAAUCGAACAGUGCAACCAGUGCUUCAUGGAGGACUCUAAUGAGUUGUGGACGAGACACUGCCAGCGGGAUUUCCGCAGGGAGAGUCCGCAGGAGUUCGAGUCCUGGAGGGAGAUGUACCUGCGGCUGCACGACGAGAGAGAGGAGAGGCUGAGACUGCUGACCCAGAACAUCAGCUCUGCGCACGCCAGCCGGCCCAAAGGUCGCCAGGUGAAGAUGGCGUUCGUGAACUCGAUCGCAAAGCCGCCGGACGUCCGGAGACGACAGGAGAGAUUCGGCACGGCCAGCGGGAGCACGAGCGCCAGCACCAGCCAGGCAGCACCAAUCAAGAUCAGACCAGUGUUCCCCAGCUUCAUGUCCGUUCGCACCAGCAGCACCAGUCCCAGCGACGGAGGGGGGGGGCAACACCAGCGGGGGAGGGGGGGGCAGCGCUGCUUACGAGGGGCCCCGGCACCAGCGGGGGGGCCGCUAGCAACAAGCCCCUUAGAUCGCUCCGAUGAUGGCGAAGACGAUCAAAGCGUUCAAGAACCGUUUCUCUCGACGGUGAUGUGGGGAUGA
Molecule: messenger RNA, 2209 nt
Organism: Acipenser ruthenus (sterlet)
Lineage: Eukaryota; Metazoa; Chordata; Actinopteri; Acipenseriformes; Acipenseridae
Gene: eloa
Product: elongin A
Biological process (GO): transcription elongation by RNA polymerase II
Cellular component (GO): elongin complex; nucleus
Molecular function (GO): protein binding
Source: RefSeq, a predicted model, not a curated record